Molecule: messenger RNA, 327 nt
Organism: Pyricularia oryzae 70-15
Lineage: Eukaryota; Fungi; Ascomycota; Sordariomycetes; Magnaporthales; Pyriculariaceae
Exons: 2
Coding region: 1-327 (108 amino acids)
Source: RefSeq, a predicted model, not a curated record
AUGCAGUUGUUCUCUCUUACUCUCCUGGCGGUCCUAGCCAACGCCCCCAUGAUCUAUGCUGCUGGCAAUUCUUGCUCAUGCAAGGCAGGGUCGCGGGGAGACAAUACCGUCCAGAUUUCAGGAGAUUGUUGCGGAUCAACCGACUUUGGUGGAGCAGUUGGUAAAAUCGGAGGAUCGUUCGAUCAACGAGUCGCUCCAGCCGGAAGUUGCGAUUUUACCGGAAAUGCAGCCUUUAAAGCCCUUAAGUCUGCGGAUGCGUCGGCACGUUUUGCCGCCUGUUGCAAGGCAACAGGGGUGCCUCCUGCUGCUGGUGGUACAUGCAACUAG